AUGUCUACUUCCAAAAUUCCUACAUUAGCAAGGCUUCAAAAACAAAGAUUAUUGAUACUUUCACUUAAAAAAUGGAUUCCAAAACUUCGAUAUUUGUUGUUUAUUAUAGGAAUCUGUUGGUUUUUUGUAUUUCCACUAGAAAAAUAUAAUAAGCAUACGUAUAUAUCAGAGAAUGCACUUCUUCCUGGUCAGGUCAAUACAUAUUAUAGUUGGUCGAAUGUUUUUGAAGCUGCAGACUAUCGAGAUCAAAUUGAAUCAGUGUCAAAUGCAUCCAAGAUAGAGAAAGUUUCUUUUAUAGAAAACAAAUUACGGAUGGCAGGUCUAAAAACUGCAACUCAAAACUUUACUGUAAAAGUUUCAGGAAAAACAAUCUCUGGUAUAAAUGUUUUUGCGGUGUUGAAUGCACCAAGAGCUGAUGGGACAGAAGCGCUUGUGUUGAGUGCUCCAUGGAAAUCAAGAGAUGAUUUAACAACUAAUGUUAAUGGUAUAGCAGCAAUUCUAUCCAUUGGAAAAUUUUUUAAAAGUUAUACAUAUUGGUCAAAAGAUAUUAUAUUCUUGAUUACUGAUGAAGGAGAAGCAGGAGUUCAAGCUUGGUUGGAAUCUUAUCAUGAUUAUCAACGAUCAACAAGUCCUUUACUUUUACGCUCAGGUGUAAUUCAGGCAGCGAUUAAUUUAGAUUUUCCUGGAACCAGUGAUUAUCGAGCAAUCGAACUAUUUUUUGAGGGUGUUAAUGGUCAACUUCCCAAUUUAGAUUUAAUCAACAUUAUUAUACUUUGUACUGCCAGAGUUUCAUAUAGCAUCCCCAUAAAGUUAAAUGGUUCAGGACAUUAUUAUAAUUUUAAUGACGCUGGUGAUUAUUUGUCAUCUCUGUAUAAUUUAUUAAUGACAAUGAAAUAUCAAGCUUUAAGUCAUCCAACUGGUAGUCACGGGUUAUUCUUUAGGUAUAAAAUUGAUGCCAUUACUCUAUAUGGUAAAAGUGAUGCGCCAGUUUCCAGUAGUUAUGGCUUUAUGGAAAUUGGAUCCGAUAUCCCAAUUACAACAAAUGAAAAUGACAAAAUAAAUCAACAAUUAAAUCAAGCUCAAUCUUCUGAAUCAGUUGAAUUAAAACCAAAGGUCUUAUCCUUGCCAUAUAAUAAAAGACCAAGGGAAAUUUUAUAUCCAAUGAUUGGAUUAGUAAUAUCUCAUAUUGCUGGAUUGAAACAACCACUUAAACCAGCAUCAGAUUGGAUCAUAUUAAAAUCAUUUACAUUGGCAUUUUCAGGGAUGUUAAUAUCAUGCCUUUCAGUGUUAAAUUUUAGUUUAGCAGUAUUUAUAUCAUUAUUAGUAUUGAUUCCAUUUUCACUAUUUCAACCAAAUCAGAAGAAUCAACCACAAAAAAACAUUACAAUUUAUUUACAAUCAUUAAUAUUAUUUAUGAUUUCACCACCAGGAAUAUUAAUAAUAUCAAGGACUAACAUAGAAGAUUUUUUAAAUUGGGCUUUAUUAGAAUAUGAAUUACUUGGGAGUUAUCUAUUGCCAGUAAUAUGUUGCUUCUAUUGGCCAUGUAUUAUUGCUUAUUCAGUUAUAAUAUUUUCCCCAAAUUAA
Messenger RNA from Entrophospora sp. SA101, 1584 nucleotides. The record is from the annotation of a GenBank genome assembly. NCBI's taxonomy places the organism in Eukaryota, Fungi, Glomeromycota, Glomeromycetes, Entrophosporales, Entrophosporaceae.